CGACUUUGACCUCUUCUUUUUCAUAUCCUCCAAUUUGGUAUCAAACCAUGAACUACAGUUGUCCUGGUUUCAUGACACAACAUAAUGAGAGACGGGACUCCAAGUCUGCGACCCCUCCCCUUUGGCCCACUUUUAUGCCAUGAUUCAAAGUUUCUGCCCCCAUAUCUUCUCAUCGCCUGCCCAAUUUCAUCAUCAUUAGCCUAUGUUAAAGCAAGGAGCUGGGGGUAUCUCGCCAAACCCAACUACUACUACGAGUAGUAGAUUAGAUAUGACAGCCUUCAAAAGAAACCGAUUCCUAAACGGAAUCAAAACCCAUAGCUCCUCGCCCCUUGCACAUCAAGCUCCACAAGCUCUCUCUGUCUCUCUCUCCCCUUUAUCUUUCACCAAAUCCCUCUAAAAUACAGUGAAAUUAAGAAAAAAAAAGGUUCCAGAAUUCCAUUUCAAGGAAUUAAAAACAAAGAAUUUGGCUUCUUGCCUUUCAAUGGAGACUCCAUCCGAACCCAAGAAACGUUCAAUCGCAAGUCGAUUAAAUUCAUUUGUAGGCAGCAGCAAAGUCGGGAAAAGAUUCAAACUCACCGAGAGAAAAACCACCUUCACCACCGAGCUAAGAGCCGGCACCGCAACGUUCCUCACCAUGGCAUACAUCUUAGCCGUGAACGCCAGCAUCCUUACUGACUCAGGCGGCCCUUGUACCAUUGCUGACUGCAACAACCAGAGCGAGUCCUGCAAAUUCCCCCCAGUGGAUCCAGGGUACGCAGCUUGUCUUGAAAGGACCCGUAAAGACCUAAUUGUAGCCACCGUAGCAUCUUCUCUUAUUGGCUGUCUUAUCAUGGGUAUAUUCGCCAACCUCCCUUUAGCUUUAGCUCCAGGGAUGGGCACAAACGCUUACUUUGCAUACACAGUUGUCGGGUUCCAUGGCACUGGCAACGUACCCUACAAAAGUGCCCUAACAGCUAUCUUCAUUGAAGGCCUCCUUUUUCUCCUCAUUUCAGCUGUUGGGUUACGUGCAAAACUCGCUAAACUCGUCCCCAAACCCGUCCGAAUUUCUUCCUCUGCUGGAAUUGGGUUGUUUCUUGCUUUCAUUGGAUUACAAAAUAAUCAGGGUAUUGGCCUUGUUGGUUACAGCUCUUCAACUUUAGUUACACUUGCAGCCUGUCCAAGAUCCUCCAGGAAAACCUUAGCUCCUGUCGUCACCGCAGCUAACGGCACAAUCAGUUUGAUCCCCGGCGGGACCGUGUCAGGCGAAAUUUUUUGCAUGAAUCAUCGCAUGGAAAGUCCCACGUUUUGGCUUGGAAUUGUUGGUUUUGUGAUUAUUGCCUAUUGCCUGGUGAAAAAUAUUAAAGGUGCCAUGAUCUAUGGUAUAAUUUUUGUUACGGUGAUUUCAUGGUUCCGUAACACUGCUGUAACAGCGUUUCCUAACACAGAAGCUGGAAACUCAGCCUACCAGUAUUUCAAGAAGGUCGUUGAUGUGCAUGUGAUUAAGAGAACGGCAGGGGCAUUGAAUUUUAAGGGACUGAACAAAGGGUACUUCUGGGAGGCAUUGGUAACAUUUUUGUACGUGGACAUAUUAGAUACCACGGGCACAUUGUAUUCAAUGGCUCGUUUCGCCGGUUUCACAGAUGAAAAUGGCGAUUUCGAAGGCCAAUACUUUGCUUUCAUGUCCGACGCUGCAUCAAUUGUGGUAGGAUCACUUCUCGGAACAUCACCGGUGACUGCAUUCAUCGAAUCAUCGACCGGGAUUAGAGAAGGUGGAAGGACAGGCCUAACGGCGUUGACAGUUGCAGGGUAUUUCUUUCUGGCAUUUUUCUUUACGCCAUUACUGGCGUCCAUCCCAGCAUGGGCAGUAGGGCCGCCGUUGAUCUUGGUAGGGGUUUUGAUGAUGAGAUCGGUUGUGGAGGUUGAGUGGGACGACAUGAGGCAGGCCAUUCCUGCAUUUGUGACAUUGAUAUUGAUGCCCUUGACAUAUUCCAUAGCCUAUGGUUUGAUCGGAGGAAUUGGGACAUUCAUUGUUCUGCAUCUUUGGGAUUGGGCAGAGGACUUAUUGGUAAGAUUUGGAAUUAGGAAAGAAGUGAAGGCCAACAAUUUGCUGAAUGAAACAACUAAUGCAAUUCAUAAUGCUUCUCAAGGGGACGACAAGAUGCCUGAUCUUUAGACUUUAGAGGAGGGUUUUUUUCCUUUUUCCCUUGUUGAAUGCAAAGGUAAUUAAUUUUUGCUUUGAAUUAAUUAGAGUUUUGUCCUAUGUUACUCGCCACUCAAAUGUGCCUGCCAAAUACGAUACACACAGAUAGGUCUUCCACAAUUAUAUCUAUAAAAAAUGUAUAGAAUUCGAUAACUUUACCAAAAAAAAAA
Molecule: messenger RNA, 2349 nt
Organism: Theobroma cacao (cacao)
Lineage: Eukaryota; Viridiplantae; Streptophyta; Magnoliopsida; Malvales; Malvaceae
Source: RefSeq, a predicted model, not a curated record